Molecule: messenger RNA, 1454 nt
Organism: Vitis riparia (riverbank grape)
Lineage: Eukaryota; Viridiplantae; Streptophyta; Magnoliopsida; Vitales; Vitaceae
Product: salicylate carboxymethyltransferase-like
Exons: 5
Coding region: 59-1153 (364 amino acids)
Biological process (GO): methylation
Molecular function (GO): S-adenosylmethionine-dependent methyltransferase activity
Source: RefSeq, a predicted model, not a curated record
AACAUAAUCCACGUUCCAACUGAGAGGAAGCAAUCAGCGAAGAGGCAGGAAGAAAGAGAUGGAAGUAGCUCAAGUGCUUUGCAUGAAGGGAGGAAAUGGGGACACCAGUUACGCAAAAAACUCAUUAGUUCAGAAAAAAGUAAUAUCCUUGACAAAGCCUAUAAUCGAGGACGCCAUAACAAAUCUCUACUGCAACAACUUUCCGGCCAGCCUAUGCAUCGCAGACUUGGGCUGUUCUUCUGGACCCAACACUUUUUUUGCAGUCUUGGAAGUUGUCACUACAGUGGACAAGGUGGGGAAGAAAAUGGGGCGUCAAUUGCCCGAAAUUCAAGUGUUUUUGAAUGAUCUGCCGGGAAAUGAUUUCAACACCAUUUUCAAAUCCUUGCCCAAGUUCCAAAAAGAUCUUCAGAAAACAAUGGGAGCAAGCGCUGAAUCAUGUUUUGUAACCGGAGUUCCAGGCUCUUUCUACGGCAGGCUCUUCCCCAGCAAAAGUCUUCAUUUUGUCCAUUCUUCUUACAGUCUCCAAUGGUUGUCUCAGGUUCCUCGAGGGCUGGAGAGUAACAAAGGGAAUAUUUACAUGGCCAGUUCGAGCCCACCAAGCGUGCUUAAAGCAUACUAUGAGCAAUUCCAAAGGGAUUUCUCCAUGUUUCUCAGGUGUCGGUCGGAGGAACUACUAGAAGGAGGGAGUACGGUUUUAACAUUUUUAGGAAGAAGAAGUGAAGAUCCCUCUAGCAAAGAAUGUUGCUAUAUCUGGGAGCUCUUAGCUGUGGCUCUCAAUGAUAUGGUUUCAGAGGGGCUCAUAGAUGAGGAGAAGAUGGAUUCCUUCAAUAUUCCUCAAUAUACACCUUCCCCAGCUGAAGUAAAAUGUGAGGUUGAAAAGGAAGGAUCCUUCACCAUAAAUCGGCUGGAGGUUUCUGAAGUGAACUGGAAUGCGUACCACGGUGAAUUCUCCCCAUCAGAUGCUCAUAAAGAUGGUGGAUACAACGUGGCCAAGUUGAUGAGAGCAGUUGCAGAGCCAUUGCUUGUAAGCCACUUCGGUGAUGGAAUAAUAGAGGAAGUGUUCAGCAGGUACAAAAAGAUUGUUGCUGAUCGCAUGUCCAGAGAGAAGACUGAAUUCGUAAAUGUCACGGUUUCCAUGACUAAGCGUGGAUGACCAACACUCAACAGGGCAAGCUGCUUCAUCCAACAGUCAACAUGGCGGCUGCUUCAUUGGUCACGUUUAUCUACUGUUGCCUUGCUUAUUUUAUUACUCUUAUAUUUCAGAACGUGCGUGUAAGCCUCACUAAAAUAAGCUUUCCAUGAUCAAGUAUCCAUCCAAUUUGUGUAGAUUCCCCCUUUGUGACACGAUGUUUUAUUGUCAAACAUAUUAUUAAAUCUGGACGAUGGAAGUGUAGUUGUCUUUAGCAUAUGUUUGGUUUGUCAGCAUCCUAAUGGGAAUCCUAUAUUCAACCAAA